Erinaceus europaeus (western European hedgehog) is the source of this 2373-nucleotide messenger RNA. RefSeq names its product spastin (gene SPAST). Lineage: Eukaryota; Metazoa; Chordata; Mammalia; Eulipotyphla; Erinaceidae. The record is from RefSeq and is a predicted model, not a curated record. Bases 246 to 2093 code for a protein of 615 amino acids. Gene Ontology annotation, cellular component: microtubule cytoskeleton. Gene Ontology annotation, molecular function: ATP binding; microtubule severing ATPase activity; ATP hydrolysis activity. The transcript is spliced from 17 exons.
CCCGGCAGCCGAGGGGACGCGGGUCGGAGGGAGGGGCAGGAGUCGAGCCGGCGGCCGCAGGAGGCGGAGAGGGGUUGCGCUCUCAGCCGGCCACAGGCGGCAACGAGGAAGGGGCGGGGCCGCGCGCCGAGGGGCCGAGCCCCGGGACCGGCGGGGGGCGCGGGCCCUCGUCGUGCCGGGGCCACCACCGCCGCUCGGUGGCCCUGGCUCUCGGGUUAUGGCGGCGGCGGCAGCGGGGGCUGUGAAUGAAUUCUCCCGGCCGACGAGGAAAGAAGUCAGGCUCCGGCGGCGCCCGCAGCCCGGUGCCUCCCCGGCGCCCGCCCCCCGGCCCGGCGCCCGCCCCCGGCCCGGCCCCCCGGCCCGCGGCGCCGCCUAAGCGGAACCCGGGCCCCGCGUCCUCGCCGCUGGCCGCCGGCGUCGCGCUGCUGCGCCUGGUCGCCGUGCACCUGGGGCUCCUCUGCGUGUGGCUGUGCCAGCGCCUGGCGCGCGCCCUCAUGGCCGCCAAGAGGAGCUCCGGGGCCGCCGCGCCGCCCGCCGCCGCCGCCGCCGCCCCGCCGCCCGAGCCGGCCGGGGAGGCCGAGAGCCUUGUGCGCGCCUUCCACAAGCAGGCCUUCGAGUACAUCUCCAUCGCCCUGCGCAUCGACGAGGACGACAAAGCAGGACAAAAGGAACAAGCUGUGGAAUGGUAUAAGAAAGGUAUUGAAGAACUUGAAAAAGGAAUAGCUGUCAUAGUUACAGGACAAGGUGAACAUUGUGAAAGAGCGAGGCGCCUUCAAGCUAAAAUGAUGACUAAUUUGGUUAUGGCCAAGGAUCGUUUACAACUUCUAGAGAAGCUGCAGCCAGUUUUGCAGUUCUCCAAGCCGCAAACCGAUGUCUAUAAUGACAGUACUAACUUGACAUGCCGCAAUGGACACCUCCAGUCAGAAAGUGGAGCCGUUCCAAAAAGAAAGGAUCCCUUAACACACGCUAGUAAUUCCCUGCCUCGCUCAAAAACAGUUCUGAAAAGUGGAUCCACAGGUCUUUCUGGCCACCACAGAGCACCUAGCUGCAGUGGCUUAUCCAUGGUUUCUGGAUCGAGACAGGGUCCAACACCGGCAGCUCCCUCUUAUAAGAAUACUCAAAAAACAAAUAGAACAAAUAAACCUUCUACGCCUACAACUGCUGCUCGAAAAAAGAAAGACUUGAAAAAUUUUAGAAAUGUGGAUAGCAACCUUGCUAACCUCAUCAUGAAUGAAAUUGUGGACAAUGGAACAGCUGUUAAAUUUGAUGAUAUAGCUGGCCAGGAAUUGGCAAAACAAGCAUUGCAAGAAAUUGUUAUUCUUCCUUCUCUGAGACCUGAGUUGUUCACAGGGCUUAGAGCUCCUGCUAGAGGAUUGUUACUCUUUGGCCCACCAGGAAAUGGGAAGACAAUGCUGGCUAAAGCAGUAGCUGCAGAAUCUAAUGCAACCUUCUUUAGUAUAAGUGCUGCAAGUUUAACAUCAAAAUACAUGGGAGAAGGAGAGAAACUAGUAAGAGCUCUUUUUGCUGUGGCUAGAGAACUUCAGCCUUCAAUUAUUUUUAUAGAUGAAGUUGACAGCCUGUUGUGUGAAAGAAGAGAAGGAGAGCAUGAUGCCAGUCGACGUCUAAAAACCGAGUUUCUAAUAGAAUUUGAUGGUGUACAGUCUGCUGGAGAUGACAGAGUUCUUGUCAUGGGAGCAACUAAUAGGCCACAAGAGCUUGAUGAGGCUGUUCUCAGGCGUUUCACCAAACGAGUGUAUGUGUCUUUGCCAAAUGAGGAGACAAGACUACUUCUACUAAAAAAUCUAUUAUGUAAACAAGGAAGCCCAUUGACCCAAAAAGAACUAGCUCAACUUGCUAGAAUGACUGAUGGAUACUCAGGAAGUGAUUUAACAGCUUUGGCAAAAGAUGCUGCACUGGGUCCUAUCAGAGAACUGAAACCUGAACAAGUGAAGAAUAUGUCUGCAAGUGAGAUGAGAAAUAUUCGAUUAGCUGACUUCACUGAAUCCUUGAAAAAAAUAAAGCGCAGUGUGAGCCCUCAAACCUUAGAAGCAUACAUACGUUGGAAUAAGGACUUUGGAGAUACCACUGUUUAAGAAAACACUUUUAAUCCUGCAGAACAUUUGACUUUCCAAGAAACAAACGUGCUGUCUUCAGAGAAUAGUUACCAACUCCAGCAGCUCAGCCUAAGUUUACAGAACUUUUCAGUUUUAUAACUUUUUGUGCACCCCAGAAGAUGAACCAGAAAACAAAUUUAAAUGCACAAUGCAAAUAGAAUAUUUUGUUUAAGGUUUUCUUGCCUCCGUUGUCAUGGUCAUACCAGUGAAGACUGUAAGUGCACCCCAAAAGAAAGGAGGAAAGAAAGAAAGAAAGAAA